This is a messenger RNA of Solanum lycopersicum (tomato), 2278 nucleotides long. Its product is annotated as seed biotin-containing protein SBP65-like. The record is from RefSeq and is a predicted model, not a curated record. NCBI's taxonomy places the organism in Eukaryota, Viridiplantae, Streptophyta, Magnoliopsida, Solanales, Solanaceae.
UACACUCUUUCAUCACUCACAUUUCAACACAAAAUCUUUCCAAAGUCAAAAUCAAAAUUAUCAAAGUUUACUACCUCUUUUUUGGUUACUAUAUACCACCAACACCAAUGGCUUCAGAACAAGUAAGAAGAAGAGAAGACAACGUUAUUGAUGAACAACAUCAAAUCCAAAUCAAGAGAACAAGAGACCCCAAAAGGGGUAGUGACACUGGUGCUGCUACUUCUGUGAAAGUACAAGUUGGAAGUGGUGCUGGUGCAAUUCAUGUCACAAAUGAUUGUGAUAAACAUUCUUUUGAAGAGAGGCCAGGGGGUGUCAAGUUUGAAGUACAUAGCCAGAGACACAAGGGUAAUGAUAAUGUCAAAGAAUUGGCAAGUCAUGGACAAAAUGUAGUUCAAUCAGCACAACAACCUAAAGAUUAUGCUAAAAACACAGCACCUGACAAGGGUGAUCAAACAUAUGCUGCUGCCACAGACACCCUUUCAGGUGCUGGACAAACAGCAGCUCAAUCAGCAAAGAAGUCUAAAAACACAGUUCUUGACAAGGGUCAACAAGCUUAUGCUGCUACUAUAGACGCCCUUUCAAACACAGGACAGACUGCAGCUCAAUCAGCAAAGAAGGCUAAAGACACAGCUUUUGUGAAGGGCCAGCAAGCUUAUGAUGCAACUACUGAUACCCUUUCAAGCACAGGAAAAACAGCAGCUGAAUCAGCAAAAAAGGCUAAGGACACAGUUCUUUACAAGGGGCAGCAAGGUUAUGGUGCUGCUACAGAUAACCUUUCAAGUGCUGGACAAACUGCAGCUCAAUCUGCAAAGAAGGCCAAAGAUUAUGCUAAGGGGACAGUUUUUGAUAAGGGUCAGCAAGCUUAUGGUGCUACUACAGCUACCCUUUCAACUGCUGGACAAAAUGCAGCUCAAUCUGCAAAGAAGGCUAAGGACACGGUUCUUGACAAGGGUCAGCAAGCUUAUGCAGCUACUAAAGACACCCUUUCAAGCACAGGAAAAACUGCAGUUCAAUCAGCAAAGAAUGCUAAAGAGACAACUUUUGAGAAGGGCCAGCAAGCUUAUGGUGCUACUACAGAUACUCUUUCAAGUGCUGGACAAAUUGCAGCUCAAUCUGCAAAGACGGCUAAGGACACAGUUCUUGAUAAGGGUCAGCAAGCUUAUGGUGCCACUACAAAUACCCUUUCAAGUGCUGGACAAACUGCAGCUCAAUCUGCAAAGAAGACUAAGGACACAGUUCUUGAUAAGGGUCAGCAAGCUUAUGCUGCAACUAAAGACACCCUUUCAAGUGCUGGACAAAAUGCAGCUCAAUCUGCAAAGAAGGCUAAGGACACAGUUCUUGAUAAGGGUCAGCAAGCUUAUGCUGCAACUACAGAUACCCUUUCAAGUGCUGGACAAACGACAGUUCAAUCAACAAAGAAUGCAGCAGGUUAUGUUGGGCAGAGAGCAGUAGAAGCGAAAGACAUCACAUUAGAAACAGGCAAAGGAGUAUUAGGAUAUGCAGGGGAAGUAGCCGAGAUUGUGAAGGACAAAGCUGCAGUGUCUGGUUGGGGAGCUGCACAUUAUACAGCAGAGAAAGCUGCAGAGGCCACAAAAGCUGUGGUUGGUGUUGCUUCUAAUGUUGCAGGGUACACCGAGGAAAAGGCGGUGGCCGCUAAGGAUGCAGUUGCUGACACUGGAAUGAACAUUGUAGGAUAUGCAGAGAACGAGUUGGCUGAUGCUAAGGACUAUGUGGUUUCAACUGAAGAAAGUGCAGCAGAGUAUACAGCUAGGAAGAAAGCUGAAGCUGAGAGGGAACUAGAAGCCAAAAGAUCAUACGACUUCAAGGGAGCAACUGGAAGUGAAUUCAUUAGAACUGAAGAUUUUCAAGAAUUUGAAUCAGCAGGAGGAGAGGAAAACAUGCAGCAGGGAGGAGGACUAUUGAAAGCAAUUGGUGAAACUAUAGUUGAGAUAGGCAAGACAGCUACAGAUCUUAUUGCUGGACGUGGACAUGUAGAAGAAUCAGUUAAGCAUGGAGAAAAAUAAACAUCAGUCACAACAGAAAUUUUGUGCAUUUAGAGCACAGCUUUGUUCUUUGUCUCAAGUGUUUUUAAGUUCAAACCAGAAUGCUUUUGUGCAUCACCUUUCUAGGGGCUAAUUUUUUAAGGCCCUGGAACUUGUUUUUGUGAUAUCUAGCAAAGAUAAAAAUAGCUAGUAUCCUCUUCUUUUUUGUGCUGGAUCAUCUUAAGUUUGUUCAUCAAUUAAAAAAAAUCAAAUAUAAGAAACUUUAUUCUUAUCAA